ACUCACUCACUGUUGCAGGACACGGGAGGUCCCCGUAUGUCACUGGAGGACGCUAUCCGUCUAAUCCAGAUCCACGAGCGCGCGAGACAGGGUCGUCUGCGUGCGGAGAUCAUGCUACGGAUAACGGAGAACUCCAGGAGAAGCCGGAAACAACCUCCCACGCUGCACCCGGAUGUUGCGGCAACUACCAUUCAGAAGGUUUGGAAGGGGUUUGCCCAGCGACGUCGGACACGAAGGGACAGGGAAGAGGAAAUGACCUUUCUGGGCAUGGCCACCCCGUCUAUCCAGGUAAACCUGAAGAACACGCCAAUGUCCCUGGCCCUGAGGACGGAAGAGACGCGGCGACGCGUGCAGGAGCGUCACGAGAUAGAGUACCAGCAGGCCCUGGAAGUGAUCCGAGACAAGAUCCGGGACACCGAGGGACCCGACAUCAAGGACAACAUGAUGGAUCAGAUCAGACAGUGGUUCAUCGAGUGCAGAGACGUCACAGGGAAGUUUCCGGAAUAUCCCGAGGAGGAUGACGGGGGUUCAGCCUCCAUCUUUAAGAUGAAGACACCGGAAGAAUUAGAAGAAGAACUGAAGGAGAAGGAAGAAGCCAAAGAUGGAAAAAAGAGCAAAAAGGGAAAGAAGAAGAAAGAAAAGAAAGGCAAAAAGGGAAAGAAAGGGAAGAAAAAGAAGGAGGACGAUGGUGAGGAAGAAGAGGAAGGCUGGAAGAUGGCACCGUCGAACUUCGUCCCGGCUGUUUGUGAUGGAUCCAACGCUUAUAGAGACGUCUGGCAACGACGCGACGAGAGCGGCAACUACUCCCAGCAGUACGACACGGAGUUGGUGAGGGAGGAGAAGCGACAUGAGGUGGAGGAUGAUGUCAGAGUUCAGGUGGAUGAACUGAUGAGGGCUGAACUGAAGAACCUCAAGAUGACAGUUGACCGAGACAAAGGAAAGAAGAAGGGAAAAAAGAAAGGAAAAAAGAAAGGGAAGAAAAAGAAAAAAGGAAAGAAAGGGAAAAAGAAGGAGAAAGACCUGACCCCUAACAGGACCACCGAAGACCUGUACGAGGAACUGGUGACUCAAGGCAUCAUCAUCCGGGCCCCACAGGUCAAGCUGUCCGACUUUGAAGGAGACUACAGCUAUCUGGGGACCACUCUUAGGGACGCGGGAGUCGAACCCAUGCCUUCCCUCAGUGACGUCCGACGGCUUGUCGCAGAGUUCGGCAUACUGCCACUAGGUUCAGCUGCAGUGCACGAGAAUGUUCCUCUCACCAAGUCCAUCAUGCUGACAGGACCACGUGGUACAGGCAAGCGGAUGUUGGUCCACGCUAUUUGCCAGGAGACGGGAGCCAACCUGUUUGACCUGAGUGCUGCCAACCUGGCUGGAAAAUACCCCGGGAAGGACGGUCUGAAGAUGCUGAUGCAUCUUGUCUUCAAGGUUGGCCGUGCUCUGCAGCCCUCGGUGUUCUACAUCAGUGACUGUGAGAGGAUGUGCAAGAAGAAAGUGCCCAAGUCAGACCCAACUGAUCCGAAGCGUCUGAAGAAGGAGCUGCCCAAGGCCCUGAAGACCAUCAAGUCUGAAGACCGUCUGCUCCUUGUGGGGACGACCAGAUGUCCGUUUGAUGGGGAGAUGAAGACCCUGAUGAGCUGCUACAACCGGAUCAUCCUCAUCCCCCGACCAGACUACGCGUCCAGACACUUGCUAUGGCGGCGCCUCAUCACCAAGCAUAACGGUGUGUUGACCAACCACCUGGACGUUAGUUCGUUGUCCAAGGUGACGGAUGGCUACACACCCGGCCACAUGGUGACGGCCGUCCAGCAGGUGCUCACUGACCGCCGUAUCCAGCAGCUGUCCAAGAAGCACUUGCAGGCUGUGGAGUUCGUAGCACCGCUAGCCAGGAUUGACCCAGUCUUCGCCGAGGAGGAAGACUCCUUUAAGGCCUGGUAUGCCAAGACGCCCAUGGGCAAGAAGCGAGCCAAGCUUGCUGAAGGUAACGAAGAGGAAGGGAAAGGCAACGGCAAGGGUGACAAAGGCAAGAAGGGCAAGAAAGGAAAGAAGGGGAAAGGGAAGAAAGGAGGGGAAGAAGGGGAAAAAGAAAAAGAAGAAGAAAUAGAUGGUGACUUUUGUGUCAGAUGAAAUAUCCAGAUACUCGUCCAGAAGUAUAGAUGUAGGGGGAUUGUUUCAUCAAUGGUUGUAAGUUUUGAAUAUGCAAGUUUAGGAGUUUGAAAUAUACAUGAUUUUCAAGUAUAGUCUUUUGAAUGUGGUAUAACCUGAGUGGUAUGGUUUUUAUGUGUGUAAUUAUUGCUGAUCACAUUAAAGGCCAGGGACCCGUUUCACAAAGCUCUCGUAGCGCUACGACUA
Molecule: messenger RNA, 2349 nt
Organism: Haliotis rubra (blacklip abalone)
Lineage: Eukaryota; Metazoa; Mollusca; Gastropoda; Lepetellida; Haliotidae
Product: dynein regulatory complex protein 11-like
Exons: 14
Coding region: 37-2124 (695 amino acids)
Molecular function (GO): protein binding; ATP hydrolysis activity; ATP binding
Source: RefSeq, a predicted model, not a curated record